This is a messenger RNA of Capsicum annuum, 752 nucleotides long. RefSeq names its product NAC domain-containing protein 30-like. Bases 24 to 752 code for a protein of 242 amino acids. Gene Ontology annotation, molecular function: DNA binding. The transcript has a single exon. Lineage: Eukaryota; Viridiplantae; Streptophyta; Magnoliopsida; Solanales; Solanaceae. Gene Ontology annotation, biological process: regulation of DNA-templated transcription. The record is from RefSeq and is a predicted model, not a curated record.
AAACACUAUAUAUUUCUUUCAAUAUGUCUUGGUAUAAGCAAACUUGCUCCAUAAUGGGAUAUCGAUUUCACCCAACGCACACCGAAGUCGUGAAAUAUCUAUUAGGUUUUGCAAGGAACGAUCCACUCCCCAAACAAAACAAACUGAUGCAGGAAGUGGAUCUUUACGGGGACAAGGAGGCAUGGCAGAUUUUCGAGGGUGACCACACCAACACCCAUUACUGCAUUACGCAGUUGAAGAAAAAGAAGGCGGAUUCGAUAAGAACAGAGCGAAGUGUGGGGAAGGGAAAAUGGAAUCUACAAAGCAAAGCGAAGCAGGUGUUUGACCAUAAUGGCAGGCUUAUGGGGUACGUGAAAAGUUUGAAGUACAUACCCCGCACCGCUCACAAAUCAUCAAUCAAGGCCGCUUACGGCGAGUGGUUGAUGACGGAAUACUCUCUACGUUAUAGUUAUCUUAACGAUAUUAAGAAGAAGGGUUACGUAAUUUGUAAGAUCAAAAAGAAAAAGAAAAAUGACAGUGAUAAGCAAAAAGGAGUAGCUAACGAUGAUCAGAAUAUGAGUGACAUCGAAGAGUAUAUCGAUUCGAUUUUGAAAGAAGAAAACAACGAGAAUAUAGAGUACAUAGAGGGAGAGGAAGUUGGGGAACACUUUCUUGCUACGUUGGGGUGUCAUGAUGACUUACCUGUGAAUAAUAGGCAUGAACUUGCUUUGGCAGGAGGUAUUGAUCUUGAUGAUAUAGAUUUCGUUCUAUAG